Molecule: messenger RNA, 1750 nt
Organism: Haliotis rufescens (red abalone)
Lineage: Eukaryota; Metazoa; Mollusca; Gastropoda; Lepetellida; Haliotidae
Product: acid phosphatase type 7-like
Exons: 13
Coding region: 224-1561 (445 amino acids)
Molecular function (GO): metal ion binding; acid phosphatase activity
Source: RefSeq, a predicted model, not a curated record
GGUAAACAGGUCAGAGGAAAAGGAUGUCGCGUCAAGAUGAUGGUUUCGCACAGUCGACGUGGCUCCAGUCGUAGACGUUUACCACUUGGGCGAAGUCCAUCACCACGGGUAGGGUACCGACAAACCAUUGAUGUAUGGUGACCUCACCAGGGUUAGAUAGUUACUGAGCCGCGCGGAGACAGUUAGUUGCCAGCGAGUGUUGGAGCUGACAGGAACAAGAAACAUGAAGGGGAGUUGUGUCGUCUGCGGGGUUGUUUUCCCCGCGCUCAUCCUCGCCACACAGGGGAUCCUGGACCAUAGAACCGUCUACCCACAACCAGAGCAGAUCCAUCUGUCGUACGGAGCCGCUCCCGACCAGAUGGUGGUGACGUGGGUGACACUCGACGAGGCCAGCACCGCCACCGUCAACUACGGCGAGGGGAAACUCGACCAGACCCAGUACGGAAAAACCACCGUGUUCACUGAUGGUGGCACAGAGAAACGUGUACUCUACAUACACCGUGUACUACUGUCAGGCCUGAAGCUGGGCCACCAAUACACCUACAGAUGCGGGAGUGACGCCGGCUACAGCUCCCUCUUCACCUUCAGGGCGAUGAAAGGGGGCAGUGACUGGAGUCCCCAACUUGCUGUCUUUGGUGACCUUGGCAAUGAGAACCCACGUGCAUUGCCUUAUCUACAAGAAGAGGCAGAGGCUGGACACUUUGACGCCAUUAUGCACGUGGGGGACUUCGCCUAUGACUUUGACACCGAUAAUGCCCGACUCGGAGAUGAGUUCAUGCGUCAGUUGGAGCCCGUCGCUGCCAUGGUGCCGUAUAUGGUGUGUGUUGGCAACCAUGAAAACGCAUACAACUUCUCCAACUACAGGAACAGAUUCACAAUGCCUGGCGGUGAUGGAGAGGGCAUGUAUUUCAGCUGGAACAUCGGCCCCGCCCACAUCAUCAGCUUCUCCACUGAGGUGUACUACUACGGCGUGAGUACAGAGAGCAUCCGCGCCCAGUACGAGUGGCUGGAGAAGGACCUCCAGGCGGCCAACCUACCGGGCAACAGAGCAGCUCGGCCAUGGAUCAUCGUGAUGGGCCACAAACCCAUGUACUGCUCCAACAAGGAUGCAGAGAACCUGUGUGACAACGUCAACAACCCGAUCAGAAAUGGAAACAAGUACUACCCUGCUAGUCUGGAGGAGUUGUUCUACAAGUAUGGCGUUGACCUGGAGUUCUAUGCCCAUGAACAUUCGUACGAGCGGCUGUGGCCAGUGUACAAGACCAAGAUUUGCAACGGCAGCAUUGACAAGCCCUACGUCAACCCUCAGGCGCCCGUGCACAUUGUUACUGGAUCUGCCGGUGACAGAGAAGGACAGACCAAAUUUGAACAUACACUGUUCCCCUGGACCGCUUUCCACACAGACGACUAUGGGUACACCCGGAUGACAGUGCAGAAUACAACACAUCUCUACCUGGAGGAAAUGUCGGUUGACAAGAAGGGUGCUGUUAUUGAUAAGGCGUGGAUAGUACGUGACUCUCACUCGGCCGGCCAGUUCAACUGUCAGGCGGUUCCCAGGUAGCCGCGCGGAGGUCUCUCCAAGUCUUCGGAAGAAAUCAAGAAUCUGUACUCCAGUGAUACACCCAGGCGACACGAGGCGACGAUAACUUAAUUUUAUUAUAUCAUGUGACACAAUUUAUUGUAUAUAUUCGCUUUACAAUUUUGAUAAUGGUGCAAUGUAUUUUAAAUGAUCAAUAAAUAAUGAAUCUUU